Messenger RNA from Perca fluviatilis (European perch), 1307 nucleotides. RefSeq names its product transmembrane protein 51a (gene tmem51a). Lineage: Eukaryota; Metazoa; Chordata; Actinopteri; Perciformes; Percidae. The record is from RefSeq and is a predicted model, not a curated record. The transcript has 4 exons. Bases 231 to 1115 code for a protein of 294 amino acids.
UUAUGCCACAUACUCGUCCUGUCUGUGUCGGUAGCGUUUGAAUGUCACACUUUCCAGCUUGAAGAAGAAGAAGAAGAAGCGAAGACUAGCAUAUCAAAACGAUGGAAAGGUUAGCUCUAACUGGUGAGAGCCAUACCAAUUCAGAUAGGGAGUAAGGGGGCAUAUUUGUGUCUUUUCAGUUUGUUGACCUCAGUGGAGCUGGUCUGACUGAAGGGUUUGGGAUUGACAAGAUGCGUUCCAGUUCCAGUGUGGACGGACCGCCAAGCGCCAUUGGUAGGGGAGGCACUGGCAGCAACAACAGCAACAGCAACAACAACAGCAACAACAACAACAACAACAACAACAACAACAACAACAGCAGCAGCAGCAGCAGUGAAAACAGUGGAAAUUCAGGUUCCCAGUAUGCACUAUGUGCUCUGGGGGUCGGGCUUGUUGCCCUCGGCAUCGUGAUGAUUGUGUGGAGCGUGGUACCUGCAGACGCGGCCGGUAAUAGCAGCAGCAGUUCAGGAGGAGAUGGUGAAACUAGUGGCAGAAAACAUAAAGCGUCUUCUGUGGCCUUUGUCUUGGUGGGGUCUGGGGUGGUCAUGCUGCUGCUGUCCCUGUGUCUGGGAAUGAGGAACAAACAGCGAGAGCAGCAGAGGCUCCAACAAGCCCAGGACCACAGAGUAGUGGCAGCGAGGGAGCAGGAACAAAGAGAAACUGCUGAGGAACAAGCCCACCGUUAUGCUGUACCCAGCUAUGAAGAGGUAGUAGGCAGUGGCCAGUACCCUGUCCGUCAGAGCAACCCUCGCCCAAGCACCUCCCAGCUACCUUCCUAUGAUGAACUUGUCCAAGUUGAUGGUGUACAAUAUGAAUUCGAAGGGUCAGAGGCCACAACUAACGGAUCACAGCCUGCUCCAGCUUCCAUUGCUUCCGCUCCUCCCGCUGCUGCUGCUUCCACAUCAAAUCACAGAGCUGGGAAAAAUAGCCGUAAACUCCUCCCUAUCAAGAUCCGCCGGAUAAAAUCAGAGAAGCUGCACAUGAAAAACAUUGAUAACGCUCAGGAAGCACCUGGAUUCAGUAUAGAACCACUUACCCCUCCGCCGCAGUAUGAAGAUAAAGUGCCUCCGCUUUAAGAUCAAGCUGAUCUUGUUUACAACAAUCUACAGAAAUUCCUUUGAAUCCUCCAUGAUCUCAUUUUGUGGAUCUGUGUUUUUAAACCAAGAUUUGAAGAUGGCUCUAUUUGCACCUUUUUAUACAGUAUCUGUUCUAAUUCAUCAUUCCAAAGCAUGGAACACAGAAACAUUAAAGUGCUCAUAUUAUUCUCA